Molecule: messenger RNA, 492 nt
Organism: Ilex paraguariensis (yerba mate)
Lineage: Eukaryota; Viridiplantae; Streptophyta; Magnoliopsida; Aquifoliales; Aquifoliaceae
Source: the annotation of a GenBank genome assembly
AUGCUGAUGUGCCCAAGCUUGGGUAGGGACAACAAUUUCAACCCGAAUUGCAGGCUUGAUGCAUCUUGUAUCCUUUGUGGUCAUGUGGUCAAUACCGUAAUUGCUGCAUAUUUUGUGGUCAUGGCAACUCAUGGUAGCAUGCCAUCAGAUCUUAACCCCAUACAUGGCUUUGAGUUUCAGUACUUCUUUUUUGGGCCAACUUAUGAAUUUCCUCACCCAUUGGCGCGUGUACCUCAAAGCGCUGGUUAUUGGCUCUCUUAUAUACUUGUAGAUUUACUGAUCUGGUGGGGCAUAAGAGGAUACAUUAAUGACUUCAGGAAAAAGAAGUUGAAGCUUCCGUCUAUUGCAUACUUCAGCAUGUUCAAUGGGUCAAUAUCUCAUUUUCCAACUGGCUACAUGUGGAGUCCCCAUGUUGUACCAAAGCCGAAUGGUGAGGAUUGUUUAUUCCUCCGUGGGGGUGGAAUUUAUUCAUGCACUGAUAAUGGGAUUUAA